Malania oleifera is the source of this 960-nucleotide messenger RNA. RefSeq lists its product as uncharacterized. Lineage: Eukaryota; Viridiplantae; Streptophyta; Magnoliopsida; Santalales; Ximeniaceae. The coding region runs from base 87 to 692 and encodes 201 amino acids. The transcript has 7 exons. The record is from RefSeq and is a predicted model, not a curated record.
CCUCACACACCGUUCAUCCCCCCCACCCCAUACUCACACCUCCAGCUCUCUCACGGACGAACGGCGAGAAACUCUGGGUGAAAACGAUGACGUUUUGUUCUUCCUUCCCUUGUCCUCGGUCUGUCUCUCUCUUCUCCCAGCCCUUCAUCAAUGGCGACAAACUGUUCCCCUUCUCUGUGAGCUUUCGCCUGAGAGCUUCCGCUGACGUUCCAGAUUUCCUUUCUGCAGAUUGGCUUGAAUCACGUAGGAAGAGACCUUUUGGGCCAAGAUUAGAUUAUAGUGCAGAAGAAGCUGUCCAGUACCAGCUUGAUGCAUUGAAAUACAAUGAUCAACCCCGCCAAGAUUAUGGGAUUGAGGUUAUGUACAGGUUUGCUGGAUUUGAUCCUUUUGAGAGAUCCACCUAUUUUGGACCCUUCUUUGAUUUGGGACAGUUUGAACGGUUCAGGCGGAUUUUCCACCAUUCAACCUACCGAGUGUUACUUGGGCACAAGGAGAGGAAGAUCCUGAGCAGUUUGUGGGUGAAGGAGAAUCGAUUCAAGCAGCGUGUUUGGGUUCAAGGUACUCGCCCUGAGGAAGAGGAAAUAUUUCAAUUUACUAUGGUUCAGAGGGUUGGUGGUUCAUGGGAUGGAUACUGGCUGACAGAGAGUCUGCUUCACGAUGGAGAUGGUUUUACCGGUGGUGUGGCUUACUAGAUCUUUACAUAUGAUCUGGUGAAUCUGAUAGGUGUACUGUGGAAGCAUACUCUGCUUACUACUUUAGGCUAUGUACAUAUUUUUUGGUCUUUCGGGAACAAUGCCCUUGGCCUUGUGCAAUAGCAAUUAAAUUUGUUAGGUUUAUCAGUCUGGGUCUGGAUGAUCCUUGUAAAUUUAGGAACUAACUUCAGUUCAGGAAGGAAAUAUAUUUCCUCAUAUCCAUUUGUAUCCCGCUUGAAUAAUGAAAUGUUGAACGUUUUCAUUUGCA